UUUCCACAGAACUUCACUCUUCACGGCGCUCCCCAUUUCAUCUCAUCAUUGCCUCGAUAAGGAAAAAAAAGAAAAAGAAAAAAGCAAUCGAAAUUAAAUUUCGCAGAGAAAAAGAAAGGGAAAUCGGAAGCAAAAACCCUACCCACGACUUCCCAGUGAUCUCUGGUUCUCUCCAAUGGAGUUUUGGGGUGCUGAGGUUAAAGUUGGGGAACCUCUCUUGGUGAGUCCUGGGGAGGAGAAGAUAUUGCAUCUGUCUCAGGCCUGCCUUGGAGAGUCCAGGGGCAAAGGAAGUGAACCCGUUUUCCUAUAUGUCAAGGUUGGCAAUCAAAAGCUUGUUCUGGGGACACUCUCCUCAGAGAAAUUCCCACAAGUGUCCUUCGAUCUAGUGUUCGACAAAGAAUUUGAGCUAUCCCAUAAUUGGAAAAAUGGAAGUGUCUACUUUACGGGAUAUACAUCUCUUCUUCCAGAAGAGGAAGAAUCUUCUUAUACUGAUUCUGAAGAGGAUAUUCCAGUAGCUGCCGUUGACAAUGGAAAGCCUGAGGCACAGCCUAAGAAGGAUGCAAAGCCUGAUGCUUCUGGAAGUAAGCGAAAGGUGCAGAUUGUAGAACCAAACAAAAGUGGCUCUAAUUCAAUUAUUGACAGUAAGAAAAAUGAUGAUACUUCUGACGAAGAUGAUGAUGAGGAUGAAGAUAGCUUGGACGAUGAGAAUGCGAAUGGAGGCGAAGAAGAUGACACUGACGAUGAUGAAAAUGAGUUUUCUGGGGAUGACAGCGACAAAACUGAUAAUGAGGAAUCGGAUGACAGCUUGGCAGAGGAUGAGCAAACACCGAAAAAGGCUGAGGCAAGCAAGAAGAGACCUCUAGAGUCUGCUAAUAAGACACCUGCAGCUGAUAAGAAGGCGAAACUCGUUACUCCUCAAAAAACUGAUGGCAAGAAAGUUGUAGGUCAUGUAGCUACUCCUCAUCCUUCAAAGCAGGCUGGGAAAACACCUGCUGCUAAUGACCAAAAUAAGCAGCAGACUCCCAAAUCAGCUGGUGGCGCAUUCCCUUGCAAAUCCUGCAAGAGGGCAUUCGGGUCAGAAGGUGCUUUACAAUCCCACACAAAGGCUAAGCACAGUGCUGAGAAGUGAGUGAGCAUGAUAAAUAUUUUGAACUGUGUUGGUUUCUCUAAUGUGGGAUUAACAUAGUUUGAAUUAGGCUCCAUCUGAUCAGAGUUAUGAUACUGGAUGGUUGUGAAUUUUCUACCCCGACCCCUUUUGAUGAUGUUUCAUUUUCUAAGUGUUCUGGUGUGACUUCAAAUCUUAUUAUUAUUAUUCUUAUUAUUAUAAGCUUUUAGUGUAUAGACACUGGUAUUCCUAAUGAUGGUUCCUCUUAGACAUCGCA
Momordica charantia (bitter melon) is the source of this 1382-nucleotide messenger RNA. It is a transcript of the gene HD2C, whose product is annotated as histone deacetylase 2C. NCBI's taxonomy places the organism in Eukaryota, Viridiplantae, Streptophyta, Magnoliopsida, Cucurbitales, Cucurbitaceae. The record is from RefSeq and is a predicted model, not a curated record.